GGCAGCGCAGUAGCCACCUCUUUAAACGCAAGGGUCCUUCUAAGAGAGGAAGUGCUCGCACUGCGCAUGCUCCUUCCUUUCCAGCGUUCGAGCCUCUUGCCGCCGCCACGAUGUUGAUGCCUAAAAAAAACCGCAUUGCCAUCUACGAACUCCUUUUUAAGGAGGGAGUGAUGGUAGCUAAGAAAGAUGUUCAUAUGCCUAAACACCCAGAACUGGCAGACAAAAAUGUGCCCAACCUCCACGUCAUGAAAGCAAUGCAGUCUCUGAAAUCUCGUGGUUAUGUGAAGGAGCAGUUUGCAUGGAGGCAUUUCUACUGGUAUUUGACCAAUGAGGGCAUCCAGUACUUGAGGGACUAUCUCCAUCUGCCGCCUGAAAUUGUGCCUGCCACCUUGCGUCGCAGUCGUCCUGAAACUGGACGACCCCGGCCAAAAGGUUUGGAGGGUGAGCGUCCUGCUCGCCUUACACGGGGAGAGGCUGACAGGGACACCUACAGACGCAGUGCUGCUCCUCCUGGUGCUGACAAGAAAGCAGAGGCUGGAGCUGGGUCAGCUACUGAAUUUCAGUUUAGAGGUGGCUUUGGGCGUGGACGUGGUCAACCACCUCAGUAGAAAUCUGUUGCUGUUUGGUUGCAUCUUGUGUAUAAUAAAUAGGUGAAAAAUGCA
Messenger RNA from Podarcis raffonei (Aeolian wall lizard), 662 nucleotides. It is a transcript of the gene RPS10, whose product is annotated as ribosomal protein S10. Gene Ontology annotation, cellular component: cytosolic small ribosomal subunit. The record is from RefSeq and is a predicted model, not a curated record. Lineage: Eukaryota; Metazoa; Chordata; Lepidosauria; Squamata; Lacertidae. The transcript is spliced from 6 exons. Gene Ontology annotation, molecular function: structural constituent of ribosome; RNA binding. Bases 111 to 608 code for a protein of 165 amino acids.